AUGGCAGCUGUUACCUUGCCGGAUAGGGCAACUUUUACAGACGGGCUCUAUACUCAGUGUCUUUCUGGACAUCUGCACCAGAUUCUGGCAAGGCUAGAACAGAGGGCUAACGGAAUUUCCGGGUCCCUAGCUCUCCCAACGCAGAAUGCCAGACUUGACACAUACCGAUAUACCGCCGCAACUCAUCUAGGUCGUAGGCCUGUGGCAGCCUUCACGAUGUAG
Molecule: messenger RNA, 222 nt
Organism: Pelobates cultripes (western spadefoot toad)
Lineage: Eukaryota; Metazoa; Chordata; Amphibia; Anura; Pelobatidae
Source: the annotation of a GenBank genome assembly